This is a messenger RNA of Striga hermonthica, 1587 nucleotides long. Lineage: Eukaryota; Viridiplantae; Streptophyta; Magnoliopsida; Lamiales; Orobanchaceae. The record is from the annotation of a GenBank genome assembly.
AUGGCUCUACCAAACACCGCCGUCGCGCCGUCGAGAUCCGUCAUUCGCCCCCAAACCACCCUCCUCUCCGCCACCGCCCACCCCUCCUCAUUCUCCACCAAACCCGCUGCCCGCCGCCGCAUCUCGGCUAUCCACUCAGCCGAUCCCGCUAAAACCCCCGUCCUAACCGCCGCCUCCACUCCCAAGAAAACCGCCUCACCUCCAUCUCCGCCGCCCUCCGCGACCAGGUGGGCCCCGAACACCUGGAAGACCAAGAAAGCGCUGCAGCUUCCAGAGUACCCGGACGAGGCCGAGCUCGAGUCCGUCCUGAAGACGAUGGAGGCCUACCCUCCAUUGGUGUUCGCCGGCGAGGUGCGCAGCCUGGAGGACCGGCUGGCUGAUGCUGCACUCGGGAAAGCCUUCCUCUUGCAGGGUGGCGACUGCGCCGAGAGCUUUAAGGAGUUCAGUGCCAACAAUAUUCGCGACACAUUCAGAAUUCUGCUCCAGAUGAGUGUGGUCCUCUCGUUCGGCGGCCAAUUGCCUGUCAUCAAGGUGGGGAGAAUGGCUGGGCAAUUUGCUAAACCAAGAUCCGACCCAUAUGAAGAAAGGGAUGGAGUGAAAUUACCCAGUUACAAGGGAGACAACAUAAAUGGGGAUGAUUUUGACGAGAAAUCGAGAAUCCCCGACCCUCAAAGGUUGAUACGGGCCUAUUGCCAGUCUGCAUCGACCCUCAACCUUCUCCGGGCCUUUGCCACCGGAGGUUAUGCUGCAAUGCAGAGGGUUACUCAGUGGAAUCUUGAUUUUGUCGAGAAUAGCGAGCAAGGAGACAGGUAUGAAGAACUGGCUCACAGGGUUGAUGAGGCCCUGGGGUUCAUGGAGGCUGCUGGGCUCACGAUUGACCACCCGGUUAUGUCCACCACUGAUUUCUGGACUUCGCAUGAGUGCCUUCUGCUGCCUUACGAACAAGCCCUCACCCGUGAGGAUUCAACUUCUGGGCUAUAUUAUGGGUGCUCGGCCCACAUGCUUUGGGUUGGUGAGCGGACGAGGCAGCUCGAUGGCGCACAUGUCGAGUUCUUAAGAGGGGUCGCUAAUCCUCUUGGUGUCAAGGUGAGCCAAAAGAUGGACCCUAAUGAACUCACUAAGCUGAUUGACAUCUUGAACCCUACUAACAAACCAGGGAGAAUAACAGUCAUAGUUAGAAUGGGUGCCGAGAACAUGAGAGUUAAGCUUCCUCAUUUGAUCAGGGCCGUCCGUAGAGCCGGGCAGAUCGUGACCUGGGUAUGUGAUCCCAUGCAUGGGAACACGAUCAAGGCGCCUUGCGGGCUCAAAACUCGUGCUUUUGAUGCCAUCUUGGCUGAGGUGAGGGCUUUCUUUGAUGUUCACGAACAAGAAGGCAGCAACCCUGGUGGCAUUCAUCUUGAGAUGACGGGCCAAAAUGUGACAGAAUGCAUAGGAGGAUCAAGAACGGUGACAUAUGAUGACCUCAGCUCACGUUACCACACACAUUGUGACCCGAGGUUAAAUGCUUCACAGUCGCUCGAGCUCGCCUUUAUCGUUGCAGAGAGGUUGAGGAAAAAGAGGAUGUCUUCUCAUCGCAUGAUCUCUUAA